Messenger RNA from Halteromyces radiatus, 2293 nucleotides. RefSeq lists its product as uncharacterized. NCBI's taxonomy places the organism in Eukaryota, Fungi, Mucoromycota, Mucoromycetes, Mucorales, Cunninghamellaceae. The transcript has a single exon. The coding region runs from base 10 to 2235 and encodes 741 amino acids. The record is from RefSeq and is a predicted model, not a curated record.
CUUACCGUCAUGUCUUUUGCUACUUUUCCUUCUUCUCUUCCUUUCUUUGCCUCUUUACAUGACCAGUCAUUGUUGGACCAAGAAAUCGAUGCUUUAUCUGCUCAAGUGAACAAGGAACAAAAGAAGACCAAGACACGUGAUAGUCAAGCUUUCAUGGACGCGUUACAACAAGUGGAAAAACUCACAGUGACAACCAAUGGUGCUGUAGCUCAUUCUACCUCGUCGGAUCCUUGCUUGGAUUUAUAUGCUUCUAUGGUGGGUAAGGAUUGUUCCUCUGAUGCUUUGGCUGCUGCUUAUGACAAAGAUCCUGAUACCACUCUCAAGUUGAUCUUCCAUUGUCGGUCUAUUCAUGAUGGCAAGAUGAACAAAAUGGGAUUCUAUACGGCUUUCCUAUGGUUACUCAAACACCAUCCCAAAACCGCACUUUGUAACAUGGAUGUUUUGGUUAAAGGUACUAUUCCAAAUCGCCCAGUGGAAGACAAGAACAACGAUAAGGAUGAUGAUUGGGAAGUCGUGGACAAGGAUGAAAAGGCUAUCUACUACAAGUCUCAUGGUUAUUGGAAGGAUCUUCUCAACAUUCUAUGUAUUUAUACAACUGAAGGAGUGGACGGCAAGGAAUUUACUGCAUUGAAUCAUCCAAGACAAGAAUACGAUCCUGAACAUCAUCGAGCUAGACGCAAGGCACGUCGUGCUUUUUGUGCCUCUUUGGAAGGUCUCCCUCAGGAAGAAGUGGAUCGUCUACGAAAGGAACGGGUGGAUGCAAGCAAGGAACGUCAAAACAUGGAAAAACAAGCACAAAUGGAAAAACGAAGAAGGGUACGACAAGAACGAAAUGACAAGGUGGUGCGUUUAUUGACCGAGGAUCCUCUUUAUCGUGCUUUACAUUUCACUGUGGCUCGACUCUUUGCGGCUCAAUUGAAACUGGAUCAACAAACCGUGCUGGCAUACGAGAAGAACGAAUCCAAGGAUGAUGACAGAUAUGCAUUGGCGAACAAGAUCAGUCUGGCUGGUAAAUGGGCACCUUCUCUUGGUUGUUCUCACGACAAAUAUACGAUGAUUGUUACCUCCAUUGCUGAAAUACUCUUCCUUCCCUCUGCUAAUGGUGAUGAUGAAGAUCGAACAUAUCACCUGAAUGAAGCUCGCGAUCAGUACCGACGACAUAUCACCUCUGUUUUACGGAAAGCAAUGGAUGUCACUGAACGAAGAAUGGCUCUCAAUGAAUGGAACAAGAUCAACUUUAGUCAUGUGCCUUCUCUUUGUAUGCAAAGAAACUCGAAACAUUUUUUGAAACAUGUACCAAAUGAAUAUCAAGCUUUUCUCCAAGGUGUUGCCAAUGGGACUCGUAAGGUGAGCGGUGCUGUACUAGGACCUCAUGACUUUGUGGAACGGGCUCGUGCAUUGAACAAAGGAAAUCAAGAUGAAGAAACAAUCAAGGCGGAAAGACUCUUGUUGGAUGGACAAUGGAAAACCUAUAUUCGAGCCAUUCAAGAGGCUUGUGGACCUGAACAUGCUCUUCGAAGUUCAUUGGCAAUUUGUGAUACUUCUGGCUCCAUGACAUAUGGUCAAAACUCGGUAGAACCUCUCAAUGCAGCUAUUGGACUUUCAUUGACGUUGAUGGCUCUGGCUGCUCAACCUUUUGCUGGCACCAUGAUUUCUUUCUCAGAACACCCUUCAAUCAUCUCAAUCGAUACGACUUUAUCUUUUGCUGAUCAAGUGGAAAAGGUAUUAGCAUCCGAAUGGGGUAUGUCAACCAAUCUCUAUGCAGUGUUUGUGGAUCUAUUAUUACCUAUGGCCAAGAAAUUCAACCUCAAGCAAGAAGACAUGGUCAAGCGAUUGUUUGUGUUUACGGAUAUGCAAUUCAACAAUGUGACACCCUCUGUUGAUGAUGAUGAUGGUCAGUUUGAUACUUUGUGGGAAACUGUGGUCAAGGAAUAUGAAAAAGCUGGUUAUGUACCUCCUGAAAUCGUAUGGUGGAAUCUCAAUGCUCUUGGGAAUAGUGAAUUGACUUUACAAGCAACCAAGGAUUCAAAAGGUGUGGCGAUGGUGGCUGGUUUCUCCCAAAAUAUGCUCAAGAACUUUAUGGAUGGUGAUGAAGUGGCCAGUGAAAUUGUACCUCCUAGUCGAUGGGAAUUGCAGGAACAAGAGGAUCGUAUCAAAUCUCAAUUAUCUCCCUUGGAAGUCAUGAUGAAGGAUAUUGGAAAGGAUAGUUUUAGUAGUCUUGUAGUAUUUGAUUAGUGGUAAUUUUUUGUAUAUAGGAUUGUAAAUAAAUAAAAAAAAAAGUAUAUUUUCGCUA